Molecule: messenger RNA, 1786 nt
Organism: Scheffersomyces amazonensis
Lineage: Eukaryota; Fungi; Ascomycota; Pichiomycetes; Serinales; Debaryomycetaceae
Gene: MNT1
Product: alpha-1,2-mannosyltransferase KTR1
Exons: 1
Coding region: 431-1681 (416 amino acids)
Biological process (GO): protein N-linked glycosylation; cell wall mannoprotein biosynthetic process; protein O-linked glycosylation
Cellular component (GO): membrane; Golgi apparatus
Molecular function (GO): alpha-1,2-mannosyltransferase activity
Source: RefSeq, a predicted model, not a curated record
UCAGUGGAAUUUUAAAAUAUUUUAUAUUAAUUCUUCUUUCUGCUUUCUGUUUUCUUUUUGAUUUCUAUUCGAUUUCUCUUGUUCUUUAUCGAGAACUUGUUUCUACUUAAGUAUACUUUCGUUAGUUUAGUUGUCUAUCAGCGUACAUCAACACCGCUAAUCACUCCCUCAAAAAACCAGGCCCAUACACGCACCAGCCUCCCACUUUUUUUUCAAUCUUUCCCGUAAUCAGCAAGUUUUACUUAAACAAUUCAACUUCAUCUUACUCUUGCUUGAUAGAUUGAUCAAAUUUCACCUAUAGACUAGUUAAUUAAUCAUCAAAUAAUCCAAUAAGUUUAUUAAUCAACUAAUUCAUUAUUAAUUUUACUUAUUCAUUGAUUAAUUAUAUUCAACACGUCUUCCCCAUCAAAAACAAUUAUAUUUGUCCAAAAUGGCUCCAACUAGAUCAAACGCCCGUCUCAUUAGAUUCGGAAUUUUUGCUUUUAUUUUAAUUGUAUGUGGGUUCAUUUUAACUCAAGGUUCAUCAUUUUCUGCUAGUACUGGUUCUCAACCAGCUCAAGUUAAAUCAUCUCCAAUCGCAGCAGCCGAUACUGGAGAUGUUGGAAAAAGAAAAGGUCCAACUCAAAAACUCUUUGAAAAGGGCAGCGCUGAAGCUGAAAAUCAAAAAUUAGAUGUUCCAGCUAAUUUAGAAUGGUCUGAAAAGGAUAAAAUUAAAGCUACUUUUGUUUCAUUAGCUAGAAAUCAAGAUUUAUAUCAAUUAUUGGAAUCAAUUAGACACAUUGAAGAUCGUUUCAAUCAUAAAUUUCAUUAUGAUUGGGUUUUCCUUAAUGAUCAACCAUUCGAUGAUGCUUUCAAGGAAGCUACUUCCAACUUAUGUAGUGGUAAGACCAAAUAUGGUUUAAUCCCAACAGAACAUUGGUCUUAUCCUGCUUGGAUUGAUCAAGAAAAGGCUGCUUUAGCUAGAGAAAGAAUGCAUCAAGCUAAAGUUAUUUAUGGUGGUUCUGAAUCUUACAGACAUAUGUGUAGAUACGAAUCAGGAUUCUUCUGGAGACAUGACUUAAUGAGUGAAUAUGAAUAUUAUUGGAGAGUUGAACCAGAUAUUAAGAUUUACUGUGAUAUUGAUUAUGAUAUCUUUAAAUGGAUGAAAGAUAAUGGUAAGGAUUAUUCAUUCACUGUUAGUUUACCAGAAUAUAAAGAAACUAUUCCAACUCUUUGGGAAACUACUAAGAAAUAUAUUGAAGCAAAUCCAAAAGUUUUAGCUGAAAACAAUUUAUUAGAAUUCAUUUCUAAUGAUGAAGGUAAGACUUAUAAUGGAUGUCAUUUCUGGUCUAAUUUUGAAAUUGCCAAUUUAAAUUUCUGGAGAUCUGAUGCUUACAGAGAAUAUUUCGAAUUUUUAGAUAGAGCUGGUGGAUUUUUCUAUGAACGUUGGGGUGAUGCUCCUGUUCAUUCUAUUGCUGCUGCUUUAUUCUUACCAAGAGAUAGAAUCCAUUUCUUUGAAGAUGUAGGUUAUUUCCAUGUUCCUUUCACUAAUUGUCCUGUUGAUCCAGCUAUUAGAUUUGGUAGAAACUGUAAUUGUAAUCCAGAUAAGGACUUUACUUGGAGAGGAUGGUCAUGUACUACCAAAUAUUAUACUGUGAAUAACUUGAAGAGACAAAAGAAUUGGGAAAAGUAUACUUCCUAGUUUAGUUCUUCUUUAACAGUAUUAUUAUUAUUAUAUUAUUAUUAUAUCAAGAUGUUAUAUAGAUUGACUUUUUAGCUUUCUCUACUGCUAGUAAUAUUAAUAAAA